AUGUUGCCUCAGAUUUAAUUAAAAAGUUUUUAUUUGAUUUUCGAUUAGUAAAAAAUUCUUGUUAUAUUUAAAAAAUAUAUUAAUAAUAUAAACAAAAUGGGUUAAGAUUAGAGUAAAAAUGAAGGAAAGUAAUAGAAAAUAGAUGAAAAGAAUUAAUUAUAGAAUGAUAAUUAAUUAAAUAUAUAAAAGCUAAAUGACUAGCUAUAACCGCCUUUUAAUAGAUAAUAGUUAAUUAUUAAUGCCUACAAACCUUUGUCAGAUGACAUUUCAAAAUAUUUAAUUUUAGAUAAAAUAACCAUUUACUUUAGAGAAGAGGAAGAAAAUUUAAGAUUAAAUGCAAAAAAGUUUGGAAUCAUUCCAACAAGUUUGAAGACAUUAUUCCUUUAUCUCGAAAACAUAAAUUAGCAAAGCCAGCAGUUUAAAUACUUAUGUGAGCAAAUAAAAUAUCUUCCAAAAGGGAUAUAAACUAUGAGAUUAGAUUUGAGUUGUUAGUUUACAAAAGUAGAAAUCAAGCUCUCUUAGAAUUUGUAAUAGCUUAUAAAAAAUCUGCCAAAAACACUUUCAAAUUUAUAUUUGAAUUUAACUAAAGUUAAUUGCAGCGACUAAAGUCUUUCUAAAAACUUGCUAGAAUCACUACAAUUUCUACCAAAAAAUAUAAACCUUUUAUAGUUUAUAGCUAUAGAUUGCCAGAUAAAUGAAGACCUAUUAAUGAAAUUUUGUUCUAAUUUGAGAGAGCAUUUUGGAGAAUUGUAUAACUUAUAGGAAUUAAACUUGUUUUUUAACAAUAAUACAAUAAGAAAAGCUUCUAAUAAAUAAGUACUUGCAGAAUGCUUGAAAUAAAUUCCUGAUCAAGUUUUAUCUCUUCAGCUUUAAUUUUAGGUUAAUGAUAUUUCUUUUGAAGAAGCACUUUAAAUAAUGGAGUCAUUAAAAUUUAUUAAUCCUAAUCUCUUUCAUUUUAAGUUUGAAAUCUACCCAUUAUACAAUCAAAAUAAAAACAUUACUUAGCAUCAAAAGCUUAGUUAGGAGGAUUUAAAUUUAAGAGAAGGAGCUAUUUAAUUGUUAAUUAAAUUUAUAGAAAAAUGCAAUCUAAAUAAUCUACAAAAUGGUUAUUUUUAAAUGAGAGAUAUUAAUAUUUACUUAAAUGAAGGUUCAAUAGAGUGGUUUUGGAAAGGACUUGGUUUAAGUUGCGAUCUUUUAUUUUAAAAUAAUCCUCACUUUUUAGAUCUGUUUAUUAAUAGUAGAUUUAGAUUUUCAUAGAUAUAAGGAGAAGUUUUAUAAAAUAUUUAAAAAAAGAAAAAAGAAAUUCUAAUGCAUGCUAUUAGUUACAAUAAAAUCAUUUCAGCUCCUCUUUAGAAAGCUAAUCCAGGAGCUUAGAUAAAGCUAAAUUUUUGGGAUUUAUAUAUGUGA
Messenger RNA from Tetrahymena thermophila SB210, 1407 nucleotides. RefSeq lists its product as hypothetical. Lineage: Eukaryota; Ciliophora; Oligohymenophorea; Hymenostomatida; Tetrahymenidae. The record is from RefSeq and is a predicted model, not a curated record. The transcript is spliced from 11 exons.